AGUGUGGUUAGAGACUGCGUUGAGAUGUGGGGCUGGUGGAGCUCGUCUGGUGGGGAGAAGGAGGACGAGGGUGGCGAGAAUGAGUCGGGCGAUAACGAUGCUCAUGAUUCGUCGCAAGGACGAGACCUUCGCGCGUCUCUAGUAGAAGGUUUUGGAGGAGUUUGGUCGAGUUUUGCGACGGCGGCCGGUAAAGUUAAGAGUGUUGUUUCUGAUUCUGUGGGCUCGACAUUUAUAGGCGACUUCCAUCGAGAGCAACAAAAAUUUAUGCAAGAAAAGAAAUCUGGUAGAGCAGAUGCUGCCGUUCCUCCUUGGGUUGGCUAUCAUGAAGAGGAAGCUAUGAAAACACAGAUCAUGGCUCUUUCUUCGGAUAAACGAAAUUUUUUGCGUAAUCCUCCACAAGGAGUUCAGUUUCAUUUCGACUUCACCACCAGCUUUCCUGUCGCGUUGGCCACGCUGGCAGAGGAUACGAAGCUUCAGUCGAUGCGAUUCGAGUUGGUGCCAAGACUUAUAUCAGAGGAGAUGUUUUGGAGAAACUACUUCUAUCGAGUCUCAUUGAUCAAGCAGUCAACACAACUGACAUCUCUUGCUACUGCAGCUGAAGAACAGCUAAAGAAAAGAGAUAGUAGUAGUAGUGGGGGUAGAGAUGAUGAUAGUGUAGCCAAGAGCAGAGAGGAGACACCAGACGAACGUCAACACGAGGAGGAAGUGGAGACGUUUCCUGAAAGUGCCGGUGAUGAGUUUGUCAGCGAUACAUUCUCACACCAUGAAGCAGCAGUAGAGUUAUCCCAAGCAGAGUUGGGUCAAUUGGGUGUCGGUGAUCAACCCGAAACAGCAGCAGAUGCACAGCAAAAUGAGAAUGCUGACGAAGGGGACUGGGAGAGUGAACUACAACAGGAAUUACAAAGAUUUGGAGUCGAAGGAUUGGAUGAUGACGACGAUGUAGGGCAUCAGGGUAAGGAUGACGAGACGUGGGAAGCAGAAAUCGAGCAAAUGCUAGAAAUGGAUAAAAAGACAGACAACUCAAGCUAAUACAUACAACGGGUUGGCAAUCUACACAUCGGCUGUAUCAUCGACUGCAAGAAAGACACUUUACUGUAGAUUUAUUUUCAAUCAUGAAGUUUUGUUGCAUACAAUUAAGACUAGAGAAGAACAAGCAGACUCAAGAUGAUCAA
Molecule: messenger RNA, 1172 nt
Organism: Corticium candelabrum
Lineage: Eukaryota; Metazoa; Porifera; Homoscleromorpha; Homosclerophorida; Plakinidae
Product: synapse-associated protein 1-like
Exons: 9
Coding region: 25-1029 (334 amino acids)
Biological process (GO): TORC2 signaling; regulation of short-term neuronal synaptic plasticity
Cellular component (GO): Golgi apparatus; synapse; nucleus
Source: RefSeq, a predicted model, not a curated record